AUGUUGUAUGAUUCGGUGAUUGGCCACCGAUUCUUUCACUUGGAUGCAGUCACAGAUCUGUUCUUUAAGGACGAGCGUGUGAUUAUCUCUGCAUCGUUUAUUCAGAGAGGAAUAAGAUACUCCACAACUGUACCAAAUGACCCUAAUACGCAUGAUGACUUCAAACCUAUGGAUAAGUUUCAGGACUCUGCCACUUCUCUAAAGGACGUUGUUGAAGAGGAUGUCAAGGAAAAUCCUGUGAUGAUAUACAUGAAAGGGGUCCCUGAGUUUCCGCAGUGUGGGUUCAGCUCUCUAGCUGUAAGAGUAUUGAUACAUUACAAUGUUCCAUUAAGUGCUAGGAAUAUUUUGGAAAAUGCAGAGCUGAAAAGUGCCGUGAAAGCUUUCAGCCACUGGCCCACUUUCCCCCAGAUAUUCAUCAAGGGGGAGUUCAUCGGAGGUUCUGAUAUUAUUAUGAAUAUGCACCAGAGUGGAGAGUUGAAGUAGAAGCUCCAGGAUAUUACAGCCAACCAGGAAAAAUCAGCUCAAGUA
Syzygium oleosum is the source of this 528-nucleotide messenger RNA. Its product is annotated as monothiol glutaredoxin-S15, mitochondrial-like. The record is from RefSeq and is a predicted model, not a curated record. The transcript is spliced from 5 exons. NCBI's taxonomy places the organism in Eukaryota, Viridiplantae, Streptophyta, Magnoliopsida, Myrtales, Myrtaceae. Bases 1 to 483 code for a protein of 160 amino acids.